UGCACAACAGGUUAUUGAGUGAAUCUUCUUUGAUAAACUUAGCAGUAAUGCAACAAAAAAAAGAAUCCAAGCAUUUUAAUGCAUAUUUAAAGGUAUGUGAAUCACUUACAAAUAAAAAUUAAUUAUUUAUUAAACUUUAUGUGUGUUGAUAAUACUUUCAUCAAUGAUUAAUAUUUUACAACAGGUGCUUGGUAGUGGAGCACUUGGAACCUCGUCAUGCAUAUUUUUUUUAACUGAUCAUUGUAAUUAUAUAUUUAAUUGCGGUGAAAGCACUCAACGCUUGAGUCAAGAACAUGGCUGUAAAUUAUCCAAAAUAGAAAAUAUAUUUGUGACACAUUUUUCCUGGGAAAAUAUUGGAGGUAUUCCAGGUUUAUUGUUAACUGCACAAGCUAAUGGUGCAACAGAAAUAAAUAUUCAUUGUCCUGAAGAAGUUCAUGACUUUAUAGAUGCAAUUAAAUCAUUUGUAAUCUUACCAAAACUAAAAAUUUCUUAUAUCACAAUUGAUGAAUCUGUAGAGUACAAUGAUUGUAGAAUGAAAGUUUCAUAUGCUUCUAUAACAAAAUCUACAAAAAAUAUAAAAAAAGUUUCUUCAGACCUGAUAGAUCAAGAAGAAUAUUACACAAAUGAAAAUGAUAAGAGAGUUAUAAAUGAAGAAACAAACAAGGAAAAAGUUAAAGAAAAAAAGAAAAUGAAAAGCAUUCCAAAAGUAAUAUGUUAUAUUUGUACUGUUCAUCCAAGAUCUGGAAAAUUAUUAAUAGACAAGUGUAUAAAAUAUGGUGUACCACCUGGGCCACUUUUAGAUAAGUUAAAGCAAGGAAUGGAUAUUACUAAACCAGAUGGAUCUGUUGUUUAUAGUAAAGAUGUAGUAUUACCAGAUAUUCCUAAAACCACUUUCAUAGUUGUAGAAUGUCCAACAGAUGAAUAUUUGGAUUCCAUAGUAAGUCAUCCUGCCUUUUUGAAAUAUCAACAAAUAGAAACAGAAGCAAACGAAAAUGAAGUAUUUUGCAUAUUUCAUUUUACUCCUGAUCAAAUUUUUACUAAUCAACGAUAUCAAGAUUGGUUAAGAAAAUUUUCUUCAAAUACACAACAUAUAAUUGUGAAUAGUGAAAAUACUUGUAUGGGUAGUGAAGCUGUUUACAAGAACCAGUCUUUAUUAAAUAUGUUACAUCCUGAAAUAUUUCCUUUAUUAAAUAAAGAUCGUUUUGACAAAGACAAAGAGGUAAGUAUAGGACUUUAAGUGAUAACAUCUAUCGUGCUAGAACGGGACAAAUGAUAAAGAUACGUCCAAUACCAAUACCUUUACAGAAUGCAGAAAUUUACAAGAAUACUCAAAUAUAUAUUGAUGAUAUUCUACAACUUCCUGACUUUACGACUGUUUUAAAAGAAUUAAAGACAGUUGUUAAAGAAAAAUCAACAGAACAUAAUUUAAAUACUAUUCUGGAUUAUCCACGAAUUGUGAUGUUAGGUACUGGUUGUAGUGUACCAAGUAAAGUUAGAAAUACAAGUGGUAUUCUUUUACGUGUUAAUAAGGAUUGUAGUAUUUUAUUGGAUUGUGGAGAAGGUACUCUUGGUCAAAUUAUUAGGUUUUACGGAGUUUCGGAAGGUCUCAAUAUUUUACGUACUAUUAAGGCUAUUUAUGUAUCACAUAUGCAUGCAGAUCACCAUUUAGGAGUCAUUGGUUUGUUGUCUACAAGAAGAAAAGUUACAGAUGAAAAGUUGUACUUACUAACGCCAAAAAUUUUAACAUCUUGGUAUGAAUUUUGUGAUGAUCAGUUUAAUUCCAUCAAAGAGCAAUAUAUUUCUGUAAGCAAUAACAGUCUAUACUUUCAACAUCAUAACAUAUCGUUAAUGUUAAAAUCGAUGUUAUUGAAGAAGUUACAUGUCAAAGACAUAAGCACGGUUUAUGUCUUACACUGUAAGCAAUCAUAUGGCGUUGCCAUUACUCUUGAAGAUAAUAAAAAAAUCGUUUAUAGUGGUGAUACUAUAUUUUGUCAACGUCUCAUAGAUUUGGGACAAAAUUGUGAUUUAUUAAUUCACGAAGCGACUAUGGAGAAUGGUCUUGAACAAUUAGCACUCAGCAAGUUACAUUCAACGACAUCUCAAGCAAUAAAAGCUGGAAAAUCUAUGAAUGCAAAAUUCAUCUUAUUAACACAUUUCAGUCAGCGUUAUUCAAAAAUUCCUUUUAUUCCAGAAGAAGAAAAUGUUGGACUUGCUUAUGAUAAUAUGGAAUUUAAAUUACCACAAUUACCAUUGCUGCCUCUUUUUUAUCCAUGUAUAAAAAUAAUGUUUAGCGAAUAUAAUAAAGUAUUAUCUAAA
Messenger RNA from Heterotrigona itama, 2316 nucleotides. The record is from the annotation of a GenBank genome assembly. NCBI's taxonomy places the organism in Eukaryota, Metazoa, Arthropoda, Insecta, Hymenoptera, Apidae.